This is a messenger RNA of Hemicordylus capensis (graceful crag lizard), 2603 nucleotides long. It is a transcript of the gene SIMC1, whose product is annotated as SUMO interacting motifs containing 1. The record is from RefSeq and is a predicted model, not a curated record. The coding region runs from base 283 to 2295 and encodes 670 amino acids. Lineage: Eukaryota; Metazoa; Chordata; Lepidosauria; Squamata; Cordylidae. The transcript is spliced from 10 exons.
GUGUCACCUACACACCCACCCACCCGCAAGGCAGUGGGGUACUACUUAGUUUAUGUUCUAGGAUCUUUUUCAAGUGUUUAGGCUCUUUUGUGUCUAAUAACCUUUCCUCAUAAUGAAUCCCUAUGAGGAUUCAUUACACACCAAAGAGUAAAUACCUCUAAAAUUCCUAAAAUAUAAAUGGAGUACCCAGCAGCUUGUGGGUUAUGGGGUAGUUGGAACAUGGGAUGCCACUAAUUCCCCACCCCCAGCUGAAAAGCAGUGGGGUCAAAAUGAACAGAAGAAAUGAAGGAAGUCAUUGAUCUGACUGGAGAUGACCUGGCUGUGAUAACAGCAGCAGGCAAUGACUUUGACAUAAUUGAUCUGACGGAGGUUGAAGAAACAAUGGUUAGCCCUGUUCAUGGUAAUGGCUAUAUUGCUCUGGACCUAAAGCAUUCUACUCCAGUCAGCAUGCAGCCUGCAUGCUCUCCUAAAAUGUUCAGCACUGUAGACUCUGGAAACAAAUUUGAUGUGCCAAUUAGCCUGUGGAACACAGAAUGUGAACAAGCUUUCCCCAAGGAAGAUGCUGUGAAGCAGACCUGCUUUCAAAAUGGCUUCUCUCUUGUCCCAAACUAUGGGGGGGACUCUGAAAGCAACAGCCUUACCUCUUAUAACAGUGACAUGAGUUCCUUUGGAAGCCCGCUGCUGGGGUCUGAUAUCUUCUCUUUGUCCUCUCCCAGCAGCAGUGAACAUCAAACGGACUGUGUGGAAGAGGCUCCUAGUUGCUGUCCUCCUGAGAGAGGUCCCAACCCUCAACUCUCUCCAUCCCAUCAGAGAUGCUCCCCAAGUCCCAUCUCCUGCUAUUCUCCUCUGAACAUUGCCCCAUCUCUUGCAGAAGCUGAACAGCCUCUGCUUGAAGCACAUAACCCAACACCAGGAGUUCAGGAACAAACUGAGUGGGGUGACAUCAAAGCCUGGGUGAAAACAUUGCAGUAUUUCCAGGGUGUGCCUGUACAUCACCCCUUUCUUCAAAAUGCGGUACAGGAAAGAGAUGCCAAACAGAACAAGCCACUGAAACCCCAGCCUAUCCCGAACCGGAGACUCCGCAUGGUGUCCAGCACUAUCGAGGAGAACUUCUUCCAGGGGACCUUGGAUUUCCUUACGGGUUAUGUGUCCUGUCGGUACUAUCCCCCAAUGGAGAUCACAUCCUGUGUGGUCAGGCAGAUUCUGCUGGGCCCAGAGCAACAAGAGGGGCAGCAGGAAAUACAGAAGGAUGCCUACAUGCUGCUGAUGAAAAUCCAGGCGCUUCAUCCAGCAAAGACUGACACAGUAGUCUGGGACUGGCAGCUGCUACAUGAGGUCAUGGAAGAGCAGGUAGAAAGGUUUCCUGGACGACUCCUGUUCUUGCAGUAUGUGAUCCAGACUUUGGAGGACGACUUCCAGAGGACGGUCCGACUAGGCAUUUUGCCCAGAUCUAUUGCCAAGGCUGUGCUUUCCUGUGACCAGUGCUUCAGUAAUGUAAAGGAAGUAACUGAAUGGCUAGUAGCUGCCAUCACUGCUGGAAAGCUUUCACAGCACAGAAGACCUCUGCAGAAAGCAAGAAGUCCUUUGUUAGAAACCUCCACGGACAAGAGCAGCACCUCUGUACCAAAGCUGCACUUAGACCAAACUGCAGACACAGAUGAUGCCGCUCUGGGAUUGCAGUCUCAAAAGGAGGUGGCACUUCUCCAGAGGAUGCUUUUUAUAGCAGUAGAAGUGGACAAGUCUCCAAACUGCAGUGCCAGUAAGAUGGCAGACAUGGUAUUUUCUGCUGUGCUGAAUAUUCCCAAGCGCUGCCAAAGGGAAGCCUUCCUAAACAGUAUGGAAUGUCAUAUCCUACGAUGCAAAGUGUUGGAGCUCAUUUUCCACCAUAGCUGCACAGAACCCACCAACCUACCCUUAUCUAUGGCGAAGAUACUGUAUUUUCUUAACAACUUUUCUCUGCUGUUGAAAUACCAGGACAGUGAAGAAACAUGGCAGGGAUGGGAUGAAAUGCUUCACCACUUGAAUUUACUGUUGCUGAGUUAUCGCACGAUGGUCCUUGGGCACUUAAGAAGCUCAGUGUGUGAACGGAUUAAUUUAAUCAACAAGGCUGCCAAACCCAAACUGCAGCCACAUGAUUACAUUUCCUCCUCGGAUGCAGAGUACAACAUAAAAAGCUUCCAAGAGAAGCUCUCGGAAACUCUAGGACAGCCACUUCCCUUACCUAUCAAGGAAAAGACUGAGCUAUUCAAAGUAUUGCUUCUUACCUUCAUAGAUAACAAACCGGAGAACCAUUAGGCAUUUAAAAGAUGUGACUUCUUUCCAGUGGAAACAGCUGAGCAGUGAGAUUUCAGAUGGAGUUUUAACAUGCAAUAAGUCUUUUUUGUAUUAACCCAUGGUUGAUAACUUGUUCAAGAAGUUGUAUUAAUGAAUUUUAGACUUCUGUUGUCAUAUCAGUUUGUUGCUCCCACCUGUGCUUUAUAUAAUUUUUGUAAUAAAUUAUUUUACUAGUUAAAGGGGAGAGGGUUGCAUAAGUUUGCACGAAAAAUUAUGUGGCAGUAAUUCUGCCACUGCAAUAAAGAACUACUGCAAUCAUGGCCCCCACA